Molecule: messenger RNA, 1842 nt
Organism: Lachnellula hyalina
Lineage: Eukaryota; Fungi; Ascomycota; Leotiomycetes; Helotiales; Lachnaceae
Gene: Srp68
Product: Signal recognition particle subunit
Exons: 3
Coding region: 1-1842 (613 amino acids)
Biological process (GO): SRP-dependent cotranslational protein targeting to membrane
Cellular component (GO): signal recognition particle, endoplasmic reticulum targeting
Molecular function (GO): signal recognition particle binding; 7S RNA binding; endoplasmic reticulum signal sequence receptor activity
Source: RefSeq, a predicted model, not a curated record
AUGGAGAUCACCAAGUUUGUCGUCUCUGGGCGCGACAAGGCAAAGCUUUACGGCGACUAUGCGACAUACCGAUCGCAGCUGUCAAAUCGCAUCCACAACCUUCGCAAAAGACUUGGUAUUGCAACCAAACCCCGCGCGAAAUAUACCGCCAAAGCCCCGGUGACACCAGAAGACAUUGGACGCAAUCAAGAAUUCGUUCACCUCCUCCUACUUACAUCGGAACGAGCCUGGGCGAAUGCUAUGUCAAUGCGGGAAGUACACUCGACGGAGAAGAAAGGAAUUACUGGCUCGACUCGAUCCCACAUAAUAUCCCGAUUACACAAGGCUACCAUCUAUGCGAACGAUCUAUUCAGGCUUCUUAGUGAUCAGGCCGGAACAGGUGCCGAAGAUGAAGAUGUGCUUGAAGCACGUGCGUAUGCAGCUUCACUCACUGGGGCUAGGGAAUUCGAGAAGCAAGGCUGGGAGGGAUGUGUGAAGAGCUAUUCAGAAGCUAGAAUCAUAUACAGUGCCCUGGCUACUGCUACAAAGAGCGAAAUCUUCAAAGAUUUACUGUCAGAUCCAGUCGAUGUUAGCAUACGAUAUGGAGCAUAUCAAAUGAGAAUGCCGCGGACAGUGGCAGUGCCUGCUAUUGCUCGAAAGUUCUUUCCCAGAGAAGACACCGGGCUGGUUUCACAAGUGGAAAAGUUGGAUCCCGAUGUGUUGAACGACCAGCCUACAAAAGCUCGAGAGGCCACGGAGACUGCAGCGGUUCCCAAAACAAUCACCUGGAGAUCUCGGACGGUGGAGUUGGAGGAUGCGGCAAUAGCAACAGCGCUGGCAUCUGUUAAUAGUGCUUCACAGAAGUUAUCAGAGACAUUAGCAUCUGCUAAAGCUACUCAGGCCAGAGAUCGAGCUGCAGCCUAUGAUGAUAUCCUUAUUUCAAGUCAAGAUGCAGUUGAUGCAACAAAGCAUGCAAUAGACGAGUUAAUAGCAGAGGGCGUUGGACAGGGCGAUAGGCGUAUACAAAGUCUGCAGAUUACGCGUACAGCAGUCAGCUAUGCUAUGGUCAGUUGGCGAAUCGGCCGAAACAGGGUGAUGGUUGGUGAACGGGAUGGAGCAAUAGUAGUAGAAUUAGCUCCGAACAAACCCAAAAAGAAGAACCAAAAGCCAAUUAAAGAAGAAGGGACAGGACGAAAGCUUGCGCAUUUCAGAGAGAAGGCUGUACUAUACGAUGCAAUUCUGCAAAGUUUGGAUUCAAUCAAGGAGCUCCCAGGCGUUGCCGCAGAUUCGUCAUUUUUGGGCGAGCUGGAAUCAAAACACGGCUAUUUCUCAGCACUAAAAUGCUUGAACAUAGCCCGCUCCCACUCUUUGCUAUCGAACCCAAAGAAUGCCCUCGCACUGCUAGCCCGAGCUUCAGAAAAAUCCAAUGCCGCAAACUCUCAUUUAUCUUCGUCCAUGGACGCCUCAGACUCCUCGCCGCCUAACAUUGCGGUCUCUGCCUCUGAAGCUAAAUUCCUCAAAGAUCUUCUGGAUGGCGAAGUCCAGCGUUACAGAGCACUAGUCGAGCUCUCUAACCUUGAAAACACCCAAAAGACAUCCGAGAGCCCACAACCGCUUGUCGAGCGUUUGAACGACUACCCAACCGCCGGGGUGACGUUGUCAAACCUAGUCACCUACCCGCCAAAACUGGAGCCGGUACCAGUGAAGCCACUGUUUUUCGACGCCGCAUGGAAUUACAUCGAGUAUCCAGGACGAGAGGUCGAGAAAGGUGCUGAAAAUGGGGCUAGGGACAAGACUAACCCAGUUAAGGGUGCGGAACAGGCGGCUCAGCAGAAGAAGGGCUGGUUUGGGUUUGGUAGAUAG